UGCUAAACAAAUCAAGCUGAUUCAAUCAAACCAACACAAGUAUCCAAUCCAAAGUAAUCCAAACCCAGUUAAAUAUAUAGCCUCCAAUAAAAUAAAUAAUUAGGUGCUAAUUAAUUAUGCAUAAAUAUCGGCAGAUUCACUACACAACUUGACAAUUGGGACAAUUGAGCUCAGGCCAUAGGCAAAGCCACUAUAUGACAAGGAUGUAGAUACUGGGCGACGGAAACGACUACGGUCAAUACUGCCACCAAUUUGAGCAUCUUAUUCACGUAACAUGUCAGAUAGGAACGCAAGAGACGACGACGGUCAACGGCCCCUGGCAGUAGCGGCAGAACGAAAUGUUAACAAGAAGCAUUUUAAUUCUACUGCAAACCUGAGUUACUGGUCCAAGAUAUUGGCAUAUGUUUUAAAAACGGGUAAUGGAGCUGAUCUUGUUCUCAUCGCACGCGAAGGAGACAAAGAGAUACGAGUACCUGUUGCUUCUACUCUGAUCGCCCUAAGAUCUGACGGGUUGGCGAGGAUUGUCGAUGGUUUGCCUCCCACUGCAACCGAGGUGCUUUUACCCGACGUGACCCCUGGGAUUUUAAGUCAUGCAUUGCACUUUAUUAUGGUUGGUGACCUGAAGAAAGGAAUUAGUGAAAGCAACAUAUUUGGGUUGUUGAAUUUUCAUCAACAUUAUCCCACUAGCGAUCUAUUCAACACUUGCCGAUCAACUUUGAAGAAACGAUUGAAAGUACCCAAUGCUAUUAGGAUCUGGAGGAAGGCCGUUGAAUAUAACAUAGCGGACUUGGUGGAAGCGUCGCUGCGUUAUAUUUUUAGAAACUCCGGAUCUAUUUUGGCAACGGAUGACUUCUUCAACAUUACAAAUGCCGAGUUGCUGAAACUCUUGGAAAGCGAUAAUCUCAAUUCCUCAGAAAUCGACAUUUUUAAUUCCGUAUUGAGGUGGGGAACGUACCAACUUCAAAGGAAUCUAGAAGACAUCCCACAGGGUCAGUCACAGCCUGUUCCUAAUGCUGCACAACUUCGGGAAAUAAUAAACCCAUUAAUCUCAUUAGUACGAUUUCCGUUGAUGACCUCUGAAGAAAUCGCACAAGUUGUUAAACCAUCACAGAUUCUGACCAAUGAAGAACGACUUGAAAUUUAUGAUUACAUUUCUGCCUCGGAUACUGCGAAACCCACAAUUUCCUUUAACACAAAUCAAAGAGUCUAUCGUUCGCCGGUGCUGGCCACAACUUUACAAAACCUAUCAACUCAUAAUAUGGAUAUUAGCGAUCAAGCCCUUGAUGCCACUGCUACCACAACACCCAAUGGCAUCCUGAUCAUUCCAAUCUCACAUAUUGAUACACAAGCUCAGACUAAUGCAACAGCAACUAUCCGUACUGCAAGAGCUGAAGUUCAAGAUUCUACAGUCGGAAACAAUGUGGGAGAUACAACAUUGUCAAUUUUCCAUUCCAUGACUCACACAUUUGCAUCCAAACAAAGGCACACACACACUGUUCAGAAUGCAAACGUACAAACCGCUUCUACACACUCAGCAGAUCCGCACUUGUCGUCUGAAGAAUUGCACCGAAAACUUGAGCGAGCACCUAGCGCAGAUACUUUGGAUUCUACCGCAAGUUUAUUUUACGAUAAAAGUAAUUGUGUAUAUCAGUCAUGGGAGAACUUUGUACACCAUUUGGCGGAUAAUGACGAACAAGCUCUGGAUUCUACGUUCAAAAUCAGAUUAAAGGAUGUGACGUUGAGUAAUAAUCACGAUUAUCCCACAGUGGUGCUCAAAAACCUCAAAACAAUUAUACUGGAUCUGAACUUGCCAUAUAAUAUUGGCACUGGUGGAAGGAAAGCAUAUGAACGCGAGCUUCUAAGAUUCGAAAAGUCCUUUGACAUUAAGAGAUAUUUGUUUUAUCGGAAAAGUUCCCAAUAUUUAAACAAGGAAAUCAACUUGGAAGAAUUGUGGGACAAUGUUCAAAGAAGUAAAAUGUCAAUCAAAAUUAUCAUUAAUGGCGUAACAAUGCUCCGAAUGAACGAAAAUAAUAAGGAAAUUGCUAUUGGAUUCCGGAACGACUCGGACCUAAUUUUGUCGGGUGUAUGGAGCGGAAUAUUGAAAUUAAGCCUCAUGAAAACCGACGUUCCUAACUUUUCAAGAUUUCCGUGCAAGAAUUUAAAGGAACUCCUGUUUUAUAACGUUUGGGCAUUGUCAUCAACUGACGUCAAAGAAUUUGUCAGAAAGUGCUCAUCGCUUCAGUCGUUUUGUUGCUGGGUUGUAUGCCCUUGGUGGGAAAACAUGAAGAAAAGUGCGUGCAACAAUGCUCCACCUCCACAUAGUCCAACGGAAUUGGAUAUGAAGACUGACUUGGUUUCUAAAAAUCUGAAACACUUGGCUUUGUACAAGGUAGUAUUGACAGUGCCCCCGAAAACUGUGAAACCCCAUUUGACUGACUUAUUUUUGGAUACCUGUUUCUGGCCUGCCAACUUUGGGAAUAAUUUCGGGACAAUAUUUCCAAAUUUGAGACGAUGUGCUCUUAUAUACAAGGAUGAGCAUCACCGGGUUCGUCAAGACUUCAAGUCAGCUAUCACCGUCAGAAUGGUCCAUAAUCUUAUCCAUCUUAACCACAUUGAGUGGAUCCGGAUUUUUGGAUUGGAUUGGAAUGAACGAUAUUUAGCAGAACAGAAAGUCACGGCAAAAUUAUUGCGGAGCAGCAUCAUUCCAAUCGACGAGACGGAAGUCGUUGAAGUGAGAAAUAUUUUGGUAGGAUGUAAUAUUCAUGACGAUGCAAAGAACUUCAUUCUUGAAAGAAACCUGACAACAGCAGCAGAUUCUCAAUAUAUUUGGUCAGGACUACAGUUAAAUGAGAGAGAGCCAACAGAAAACGACAACGGGUAUUGGGAUUUCAUGGACCAGCUUGAUUACGGCUACUAUAAGCUAGAUAAUUUCUUUAAGAGUCAUCAAGUAUUCCAAAAUAAUUUUGUUUCUAAUUUGGGACUGCCCUAAUAGUUUUCUGAUUUUCUACUGUCGGGAAAGAAAUCGGUUGUCUAAGGUUCCUAAAUAUUUUAGCGUUUUUCCGUGGAGCGUAUUGUGUGGUUUGUGUUUGCAUAGGAAUCUUGGGGUUGUAUCAGUUUAUCAUCAAUUAUUAUUUUUGUUACUACUGCAGAUUAGACUGCAAGAUGUAUCUAAAACCUUGACUGUGCUAGUUCAUAACUUGUGAUAUUACUAAUUAACUUUGACAUGAUACUAUUAUCAAUAUAGCAGUAUUAACUACUAAUGCAUAGAAAAUAUUAUUUUCUAGUUUUCUACUAAUUUUUCUACCAAUUACGUGAUUAUUAGUUUAGCUUUUGGAUUUCUUCUAGAGGUGGAAGAGAUUUUUAUCGUACAAAAUACACGAUUGUUAAGAUUCAAUUUGCGCAUACCAUCUUCCAUAAGAAAUUGAAAGUUUAUUAAUAGGACGUCAUUUACAUAAAAUGGAUUUUGUAUUCUAUCCAUGAAAUAAAAUGAAUAUUUACUACAAA
This is a messenger RNA of Folsomia candida, 3504 nucleotides long. RefSeq lists its product as uncharacterized. The record is from RefSeq and is a predicted model, not a curated record. Lineage: Eukaryota; Metazoa; Arthropoda; Collembola; Entomobryomorpha; Isotomidae. The coding region runs from base 275 to 2989 and encodes 904 amino acids. The transcript has 6 exons.